UCAGGCAAAGAUGGCCGACUAUGAAGGUCGGUUGUCUCCUGCCUGUAUUGAAGAUUUAGACGAUGAAACUCUCGAUCCUAGAAUCCAGGUGGAGCUGGAGAAACUGAACAAGGCAUCGGAGGAAAUCAACAAGUUAGAGUUGGAACUUGAUGAUGGCCGGGCAGGUUUUCGCCAAGCUCUAUCAGAGUCUACACAGAAACUUAACACACUCGCCAAAAAACUUGGAGCCUGCGUGGAGAAAGCAAGACCCUACUAUGACGCCAGGGUUAAAGUGAAAGAUGCUCACGUAGAGGCCCAGAAAACGGCCUUGCGUUUUGAGCGCGCCUGCAGCAUGCAUGAGGCAGCCAAGGAGAUGGUACAGCUGGCAGAACAAGGCUAUAUGUGUCGGGAGGAGCCGUCGGACCCAGCCUGGCAGGAGAUGCUGAACCAUGCCACUAUGAAGGUGAAUGAAGCAGAGAAGGAGAGAAAUGAGAGCGAGCAGGAACACAUGAAAACCACUGUACUUUUCAACGAGGCCGACACCAAAGUGCAGUACCUUCAGAAGGAUCUCAAACGUGCUAUCAAUAAGUCAAAACCUUACUUUGAAAUGAAAGCAAAAUUCAAUCAGUCAAUGGAGGAUCAGAAGAGAAAUAUCCAUAUACUAGAGGAAGAUGUUUCCUUAGCUAAAUCAGCGUACUCUGACGCACUGAAAAAUCUGGAGCUUAUCAGUGACGAUAUCCACCAACAGAGACAAGAAAAACGAAAACAGCAGGAGCUCGGUGUCCGAGAGGCAGGGGUAGGCUCUGAAUCUCCGUCGCCUCCACCCAAUCGCGACAAGGGCAUGAACUCUGUAGAAGGUCAGGGGUCAAAUCAUAUAAGUAGCUGCCAGGGUUCGUCGCAGUCAACUAAUACAUCUAGUCAUGCCAAACAUUCAGACUAUAACUCACAGGAGAACAUUAACUAUAGCCUCCCCUCCGUCAUUCACCAGAGUUUAGACAAGUCUCGUAACCCCAGCUACCGUGAGGCUGUAGAUAGACAAAUCAGCCAAACUGAAGGCCAUGUGGAUGAUUUUCCCGCUCCUACGUUUGAGGAUGAAUAUCGGGCAUUGCCAAAUAGUCGGAUGACACCGGGUCAACAUACCGCCCUGCGGCGGAGUUUGUCACGAGAAUCUAGUAUACCAAAAGACUUCACCAGUGCAUUGUUAUCGUCUUCUCCAUGUGACCACUCGGACAGACCAGAUCUGUCACAAGAUCAACGCGCACGAUCUCAGUCUUCCCCUACCGGCAGGCGACGGAAACUCCAAGGUGGACUCAUAUUGAAGAUUGACGCUGCAAUGGACCCUUUAACUCAACGAUAUCAGGCGACAGAAAUUCAACCGACCAGGAAAGGUCAGAGACGACGACUGUCAAAAGACCAGUCUAAAGUUCAAAGGAGUGUUGAGUUUCCAAAGCAUAAUCCAUUUGGAAGUCCAACAGAGAAAACAUGGAGAGAGAAUUAUUCCAUGUCAAAUUCACCAAGUCGUCAAGGGUCUUUCCUGGCCCCCGGUGGUCAGGGUCUAGAAGGAGAGGAUGGGUCGGACACGGAGAGCAUUGCCAGCACUGGACCAAUGUUGGACGAUGACCAGGUGGAACUUUUGACCCUUGAGUUUUCUGAUCAAGCUUCGACUGAUGAUAAUAGUCCAACUUUUAAAAGACAGGACUGGAAUAGGAUGAGUUUACCACCCAGAUUGAGUCAUCUUGAGCAAUACAUUCACCACCCAAAUGAAAAAGGGGAGACCAGUGUCAUUGAAUCUCUAACAAAUGGUGAUGUGUCUUUGUCAAACACACUGACAAAUGAGGACGACACAGCAAGCCAGUCUAAUAAAACUCUACCCUUAUCUAGUCCGGAAACUGAUAUUCCAGUAGACGUCGGAGAAGCUGAUACUCAACUUCCUAGUACUUCCCCAGUUGUUACAACUGAGGAAAUUGAAAUAGUUUGAGAUUUUGUUAUGCUCUAGAUUAAGAUAUAUUAUAAUUUUGCAAUAGAAUGAACUCUUGUGUAUGAGACAAUUAUGUGCCUGCGUAACAUUAAUUUAUCUGGAGCAACUUUACACAAAAUAUUCUAUGAAUCCAUUUUUGAGAUUUACUAUUACUGCCUCCACACACCCCUAAUUUUUUGUAACCAAGUCAAAUGAAUGAAAUUUAUUCCAUGUAUACUUUAUUUUUGGAAACUAUUUCAGAUCAGAUUCUGUUCGUAAACUUCAAAGCAAGUGACAGAAACAAAAAUUGCAAAAUUAAUGAUGUACAAAUAUUUUCAGAUAUAUGCCAUCUUCUCUGUGGAAGAUAUGUUAUGUUAGUAGUUAUAGACAGGGGUCUAAUUAAGCUAAGUUUGACUAAUGUUCCAAUUAGUUGAACUUGAUUGACAAUAUGGACAAUAUACAGGGUGUGACAAUGUCUUUAGCUCACCUGGUUCCAAAGACCAAUGAGCUUAUGUCAUGGUGCAGUGUCCGUCGUCCUGCAACUUUACACUAUUGAUCAUAAACCAAUGAACAGAUUUCAACCAAAUUUUAUGUGAAGCAUCCUUGGGUGAAGAAGAACCAGUCUUGUAUAUU
Pecten maximus is the source of this 2569-nucleotide messenger RNA. RefSeq lists its product as uncharacterized. The transcript has 7 exons. Bases 11 to 1957 code for a protein of 648 amino acids. Lineage: Eukaryota; Metazoa; Mollusca; Bivalvia; Pectinida; Pectinidae. Gene Ontology annotation, cellular component: cytoplasm. The record is from RefSeq and is a predicted model, not a curated record. Gene Ontology annotation, biological process: negative regulation of protein tyrosine kinase activity; intracellular signal transduction. Gene Ontology annotation, molecular function: protein kinase inhibitor activity.